UCCAAAUUGGUGAGCAAACCCUCGCCAUCGCCCGGAAAUGGGAUCGAGAUCGAGCGAGGGGAAUUCUCAGGAGGAAGCAGGGCCGCAUACGGAGCUCUACGCCCGCCUCAACGUUUCGCCGUCGGCGUCCGCCGAGGAGAUCCGCAAGGCCUUCCUUAAUUUGUCGGGAGUAGCUCACCCCGAUAAGCACCUCGACCCCGAGUUGAAGGAUGCUGCGACGGAAAAUUUUCGCCAAAUUGUUGAAGCAUAUGACGUCUUGAAUAAUGAAGAGAAAAGACAAAUCUAUGACAUAUAUGGUAUGGAAGGUCUGAAAUCAGGCUUGGAACUUGGCCCACAUCUUAAUAAAGUAGAGGAAUUGAAGGAACAAUUGGAAAAAUUAAAGCGUCAUAAGGAGCAGGAAAAGGUCCUCGCCCAUGGCCCAGCUUCUAUGACACUUGUUGCAAAAUUAUCUUUACCUUCAUAUCUAGAUGGCCAUGGCAUCAUCAGACGAAUGCAAAUGUAUAGUGAGGUUCAAUCGCACAUGUCCAAGCGCAACAUGAUUUCUGUUAGUGGAAAUUUUCUUGUUUCUGGUAACAGAGGAGAUGGAUAUGCAAAUGUUUUGUUGAGACACCAAGUAUCCCCAUUCGCUCACGUGGAUUUCAUGGCAACAGCCGGUCUUCGAUCUCUCAUUGGAUUGCAGGCAUCUUGUCAACUUUCAAAUCAUUCAAAAGCAACUUCUGGAUUGACAGUUUCUCUGGGAGAUGGUUCAGUCAAUCUUUCAAAUACAUGGACUCGCCAACUGUCAGAAACGAGUUUCGGAGAUAUACAACUUGUUUUGGGAACAGAAUCAGCCAUUACUGCUGGAUGGAAAAAGAAAGAGGAAAAAACUUCUGCGGCAGGAGAAGUAAAGUUUGGUACAGGUUAUUUUGGGGCAUCAGCCCAUUAUACUCAUCGUUUUUCUGAAAAUUCUCAUUGCCGAAUUGCCGGUAACAUUGGAAGUGCUCUUUAUUUAGAAAUUGGUGGUGGAAGAAGAAUAUCUGAUUCCAGUUUUGUGCGAUUAGUCUAUAACAUAGGAAUUGAGGGAAUUCUGUGGAGAUUUGAGUUACACAGAGGGAGCCAGAAGCUGUUGAUUCCAGUUUUGCUUUCCCGUGAUCUAGAUCCAAUAGUUGCAACUGGGGCAUUUAUGGUUCCUUCGUCACUUUAUUUUCUUCUUAAGAAAUUUGUUUUGAAACCUUACUACCUUAGACGGCAGAAGCAAAAGGCACUUGAGAAAAAGGAGGUGUCACUAAAUCAGAUUCGAAAAGCAAGGGAUGCGGCUAAGAAAGCGCAGAAGUUGCUACAAAAUGUUUCCAACAGGAAGAAAAAUAAAGAAGUGGAAAAAGAUGGGCUGGUUAUUACAAAAGCGAUAUAUGGAAAUCUUAGAACAGCCAGAGGAACAGAAGAACAUCUUGAGGUGGAUGAUGAUGUAGCUUCACUGAUUUUAGAUGUUACAUUACCACUAAACUUCUUGGUGACCAACUCUCGGCUUGAGCUUCAUAAAGGAAUAAAGAAGUCUGGCAUAAUGGGGUUUUGUGAUCCCUGUCCUGGAGAGCCGUCACAAUUACUAGUGGAAUACACAUUCAAGGGCAAGAACUACAAGGUAGUGGUUGAUGACUAUGACUUAUUGCGAAUCCCAAAUGAGACACACAGAAUCUGAGGCCUCAUUGUUGUUGGUGUUUGAGACAUCAAACAAUUUUGCAUGAAUUGAAAGUGGGUGAAAUAAAAGCCGCCCUCGUGCCGUUUUCCCAUACUUUUCAGUGUCUCAUGGCCUCUAUUUAGCUUAGAUUGUAGGAUAACUGAAAAGCAUGUUGAAUUGUAUCGUCCAUGUGAAUAUUGACUGUUGUUGGUCUUGAAGAUUUCAUGUCAGUGCAGGCAGAGUUCAAGUUCAUAUAGGCCAAAGGCAUAAUAACUACUGUGAUUUCUAAACUAUUCAUUCCUUCCUGUAUCAUCACAUAUGAUGUAUGAGUUGUUCCUGUAUUUUUCUGGGAUUUCAUUUUUAGAGGUAUGCAACAAAAAAAAAGAUCAAGCAUCUGUCA
Musa acuminata subsp. malaccensis (wild Malaysian banana) is the source of this 2054-nucleotide messenger RNA. Its product is annotated as chaperone protein dnaJ 13. NCBI's taxonomy places the organism in Eukaryota, Viridiplantae, Streptophyta, Magnoliopsida, Zingiberales, Musaceae. The record is from RefSeq and is a predicted model, not a curated record.